Molecule: messenger RNA, 1149 nt
Organism: Cladophialophora psammophila CBS 110553
Lineage: Eukaryota; Fungi; Ascomycota; Eurotiomycetes; Chaetothyriales; Herpotrichiellaceae
Exons: 2
Coding region: 1-1149 (382 amino acids)
Biological process (GO): proteolysis
Molecular function (GO): aspartic-type endopeptidase activity
Source: RefSeq, a predicted model, not a curated record
AUGAGAACAGGAACGUGGUCGUUGGCUUUCGCAGCCCUCAUAUGCUCCCAAUGUCUUGCAGCACCACUCUCUUCUACAGCAGCGAAACCUGAGCGUGCAUCUCUUCGCUUGCCCGUCAGGAAGAGCCUUGUUACAGGAGGAGUCCAGCGUCGCCAAGUGUCAUCCACCCUCGAAAACACCGGUUACCAAUACCUCGUCGACCUUGAAAUCGGCACUCCAGCACAGGCCAUUGAACUCAGCAUCGACACUGGCAGCAGCGAUAUCUGGGUCUAUGGACCUGGCUCGUGCACAAGUUGCCUUGGGGGAGUUUUUGAUCCCACCCAGUCGACUUCAAGUGUCGAUGACAGCAAUCUCGGAGAAUUCUCAACAUCCUACUUUGACGGCACGGCGGUGUCGGGAUACUUUAUCGACGACACCGUAGAGUUCGGCUCAGCGACAGUGACGGGCGUCACACUGGCCGUAGCUACCUCCGCGGCCACAACGAACCGCGGCAUCAUGGGAAUCGGCUUGCAAGGCCUCGAGUCGAGCGAAGUCAAGUACCCUGAGUUUCUGGACGACCUGGCGAGUCAAGGCUUCAUUGACACGCGAUCUUACAGCAUCUACCUCGACGACCUGGAGGCAGGCAGCGGGUUCAUCCUCUUCGGCGAGAUCGACUCAACGCGAUACUCGGGCGACCUGGUCACACUGCCCAUCAUACCUUACACAGACGCAGCACCCCGCCUGCAGGUCGAAUGGACAUACAUGUCCGUGACCGACAACACGAGCGAGACGCUGGCCCUCACGCAGUCGACAUUCUCAUACCCCGUGGCCAUGGACACGGGCUACACGACGACAGUCCUUCCCGUGGAACUAUUCAACGCGCUCGCGACCGCCUUCAACGUCUAUACCGACAAUAGCGGCAACUACCUUGUGGAUUGCAACAUGCCGUCGGGAUAUUUCACCUUCGGCUUCGGCAGCGAUCCCUACGUGUCGAUCGACGUGCCGUUCUCGGAGCUCGCCGUGCCUGUCCCCGGAGAAUCGGGGACGUGUCUCUUCGGCUUCCUGCCCCAGGAGCAGAGCGUCAUCAGCUUCGGCGACACCUUCAUGCGCAGCGCCUAUCUGUACUACGACUUUGACGACAUGACCAUCAGCCUAGCACAAGCGGCUUGA